Molecule: messenger RNA, 676 nt
Organism: Neurospora tetraspora
Lineage: Eukaryota; Fungi; Ascomycota; Sordariomycetes; Sordariales; Sordariaceae
Exons: 2
Coding region: 96-509 (137 amino acids)
Source: RefSeq, a predicted model, not a curated record
GGCCGGAUGAGUCAAGAACUGGACACGCCAAAAGCCAAAUCCCGCCAAGGGCCCUCAUCAAUCUUCCACAACACUCCAGCAAGGAAACAGCAGACAUGUCGAACAUGAAUUCAACACAGCACGAGCGAGAGCCAGCGCCGUCUUAUCGCCAGUCGUUCGACACUCUGGCACACAUCCCCGCAGACCCAAAUCUGUCGGAAUUCAGGGCAAGCCGGAUUGACAACUUUUGGAUCAAGGUCUUCCCACCAACGCCAAAAUGUUACAUUUGCCAAGACAAAACGGACACCGCGAAUCUACUCUCCAGGCCAGGAUGCGAUCACAAGAUUUGCGGCAAAUGCCUGAUCAAGGUCUUUGAGCGAGCCGUCAACGACAAGAAAUGCAUGCCGCCCAGCUUCUGCCCUCAUGGUGAGGUGUCGCCCGAUAUGGCGCCCGGCUUGUUCGACGACGUGUUCUUGGCGCAAUGGAACGAGAAGUACUUUGAGUAUUUGGAGCAGACUGUGCCGUCAUGAUUGCUAUCUGGCGUCCUGAAGACGGGACAGGUUGGACAUACGGACAUAUGGAAACGUUCGACAAUUGGCAACAUGGGCGACCCGAUCCGAUCUCUCGAAAAGGCCAGGACAUGAAGCGAUAAAUCAGUAAUAAACAGAUGUGUGCGACUCCGGCAGAACUCCCAUCG